AUGUUCGCGUUGCCGAGUGCCAAACGGGUCUGUCGCGAGGACUUGAAAUCCCCAGAGUCGUCUCGUGCCUCGUCCCCGGAGAGCGCAGCGGCUACAUACGCUGCGACAGCGUUGGAGAGGGUGUUCGCAUCGUUCGAAACGUUCAAAACUUCAACUGCUACUGAGCCAACCACUUCGACGGACCAAGAUAACCUGGCGGAGGAUCACCAUGAUGAUGAAGAGGAAGAACAAGAGUUUGAAUUCCGGCUUUUCAGCUCCGUGCCUGCUCAAGAGAAACGACCUGGACAAACCAAAACGAAGCCCGACGAUGCUACCGGCACGGGUAGCCUGGGUGGUGUUCAGAAAUUGAAGAUACGGCUACGGUCUCCUUCGCCAGUAACCGGUCCGCGAGGCGAUGGAGGCUUCAUAGUUCCCUUUCGAGGCUGGGACUACUAUUUUUCCAACCCGGAGCUGGUCAUGCGGGCUGUUGGUGAUACCACAUCGCAAAAGGAAAAACAGAGUAGCGAGCUGGAUAGACAAUUAGAGAUGCUGAAGGAAACGUUUCAAGAUGCGGCAAUGGACGGAAACACCAUUCUUGCCCGUGCAGUUUCAGGGACAUGGCCUGGCUGCCAUCUCCCAUGGCGAGUAGUGCAUCUCCCAGCACCCAGAGUAAAAUCGACAUCAAACAAUACAGCGUCCACGUCAAAGUCUAAAACGCCCUUAUCCAAGAGGAAGAAACCAGGGAAGAAGCGGCGAAUAGCUUUGCGAAAGAAUGUGACGAGUAAACAGGCAGCCGAAGAAGCAGAGAAAGAAAAGAGAAAUCGAAAGAACCGAGAAAGGAAGAUCAAGCGGAGACAAAAGGAGAGAGAUAAGAAGGCUGCGGCGAGGGCGGCGGCAGGCGAUGCUGCUUCUACAGCUGAUGCCGAUGAGUCGUCAUGA
Molecule: messenger RNA, 918 nt
Organism: Arthroderma uncinatum
Lineage: Eukaryota; Fungi; Ascomycota; Eurotiomycetes; Onygenales; Arthrodermataceae
Exons: 3
Coding region: 1-918 (305 amino acids)
Source: RefSeq, a predicted model, not a curated record